Messenger RNA from Fraxinus pennsylvanica, 1284 nucleotides. NCBI's taxonomy places the organism in Eukaryota, Viridiplantae, Streptophyta, Magnoliopsida, Lamiales, Oleaceae. The record is from the annotation of a GenBank genome assembly.
AUGUACAAGUCGAAGCUGCAAGAAUUGUGCCACAAAUGCAACUGGGCAUUGCCAAAAUACACAUGCGUGAAAGAUGGCCCGGAUCACAUUCCACAAUUCAAGGCAUCUGUGGUGGUUAGUGGCAUCAACUUUGACACAAUCACCAUCUGCAAAUCCUCUAAAGAAGCCUACAAUGAAGCGGCUAAGCUCGCCUUCCUCCACUUCACUUCUGACACUUUGAAUCAAAGCGGAGAAUACAAUGAAGAACCCAACAGUAAAAACGACGUUCAAAGUCCCAAAGUUCAUUCAGAUGCUGUGGCUAACCAGCUCAACGAAAAUCUUGAUUUGCCUGAAAAGUUCAAGAAGAUGCUGCAGAUCUUUGUUGAGAGGAAGGACCUCGCGUUACCAGUAUACCAUGUUGAAAAAGAGGGUCCUCUCACUCCUUGUACCAAGGCCACAGUCAAUAUAGGAGAAAAUCGCUUUGUCACCCAAGGUCUGUAUAAGACUUCAGAGGAAGCUGAAGAUGCUGCUGCACAGAUUGCUUUGUUAUCAUUGUCGACAGAGGCGCUUCAAGAGGACCCCCUUUCGUACAAGAAUCUUUUACAAGAACUGACACAGGAAGAAGGAUUUUUCUUAUCAAUGUAUACAACAAUCGUAUCUGGUGAGCCUCACAAUCAGACAUUCAUCUCCUCUGUGGAAAUCGAAGGAGAAAUUUUUCGAGGGGCAGAAGCCAAGUUCAAGAAAGUAGCAGAGCUUAAUGCUGCAAAGGCUGCAUACACUGCCUUUAUUGAGCGGAAGUUGUUUCAUCCUGCUGACUUCAAGUUGCGAUCCUCGGAUGAUGAUGCUCUUAAGAUCGCUUCUCGUGUGGGCUCGGUCACCAUUUCUGAUCAGAAAGUAAAGGGCACUCCUGGAUGUUCAUCAAACACGUCUCCAGCUAUAAAAAACGAGGCGCAGCAUGGAGAAAACAAAGAUGAAAACGAAGAAACUGAAUAUUCUAACGACUGCGCAUCAGGCAAUGACAAAUUCAGCACCCACGAGUCCAUAGCUUUUCCUAAUGUACCAGUGACGGAUAAACUCACUGGAGGUCGACCAUCUUCUCCUACUCCCGAUGUCUCAAUUCUCAGUGCUGCGGAUUCUCGGACGAAGAUGGCUGCUGGAAUGAGAAGCUAUCUACUCGGUGACAGAGUUAAAGUCUACACGUACAUUCCAGAUAUUGCAUUGCCCGCAGGCACUGUGGUACUCCCAAUCGGACAGGAUAAAUGGGUGAAAGUGAGCCUAGAAUUCCCCAACAAAAAUGGCAUGUAA